Molecule: messenger RNA, 436 nt
Organism: Chionomys nivalis (European snow vole)
Lineage: Eukaryota; Metazoa; Chordata; Mammalia; Rodentia; Cricetidae
Product: 40S ribosomal protein S25
Exons: 1
Coding region: 12-389 (125 amino acids)
Cellular component (GO): cytosolic small ribosomal subunit
Molecular function (GO): structural constituent of ribosome
Source: RefSeq, a predicted model, not a curated record
CGAACUUCAUCAUGCCGCCCAAGGAUGACAAGAAGAAGAAAGAUGCCGGAAAGUCGGCCAAAAAAGACAAAGACCCAGUAAAUAAGUCCGGUGGCAAGGCCAAAAAGAAGAAGUGGUCCAAAGGCAAAGUUCGGGACAAGCUCAACAAUCUAGUCCUGUUUGACAAGGCUACAUACGACAAACUCUGUAAGGAAGUUCCCAACUAUAAACUUAUUACUCCAGCUGUGGUCUCUGAGAGACUGAAGAUUCGUGGUUCCUUGGCCAGGGCAGCUCUUCAGGAGCUCCUUAGUAAAGGGCUUAUCAAGCUGGUUUCAAAGCACAGAGCCCAAGUAAUUUACACCAGAAACACAAAGGGUGGAGAUGCCCCAGCUGCUGGUGAAGAUGCAUGAACAGGUUCAAUCAGCUGUACAUUUGGAAAAAUAAAACUUUAUUAAAU